Caenorhabditis remanei is the source of this 1647-nucleotide messenger RNA. RefSeq lists its product as uncharacterized. Bases 1 to 1647 code for a protein of 548 amino acids. The record is from RefSeq and is a predicted model, not a curated record. The transcript is spliced from 7 exons. NCBI's taxonomy places the organism in Eukaryota, Metazoa, Nematoda, Chromadorea, Rhabditida, Rhabditidae.
AUGAGCGAGAAAUAUUCGGGUAAGGAAGAGCUAAACGAUGCUCCGAUCACCCGGGCGCUUCCAGAUAACACAUUCUUCUUCGCCAACUAUGGAUGUUGUAUUCCGACGGAAUCGUAUGCGUGGAUACUCGUCGCGUUGUUCGUCACCGCGAUUUUGGUCCUACUUUUUUGUAUGCUAGCCACGGCGACUAUUCGAUGGAUGUACAAACGCCGAAUGCGCAAACGACUGCACGACUUGAAGCGAAAAUUUCUGAUGGAACAGUUCAAGGAGGAGGAAUUCGAGGCGAAACUCAAUUAUGUGGCUCAAAAGAAUAAAAGUGAUGUUGGUGAAGAGAAGUCGAAAGAAGAGGGGAAGGAAAAACUGGAGAUUUUGGUAGAUCAGAAUAAUCAGGGAUCCCAGAAAAAGAAGAAGCAGAGUAGUCUCCAGAAGGCCGUUGCUGGUGGUCAUCAACCUGUUGCUGGGCCGAUUUACGAUCGAGAUGAGACGCCGAUAGCGCAGAGUACCUUGGCGAGUCAAUCAAAUACCAACAACGCGAAACCACCCAUCAUCAAACCUGCUGACCGUUGGCUCCAUCUCCCGAAGAACCAGCAGAGACCCCGUCAAUUCUCCGAUGGCCCACCGACCCUACCGACACCAGUGCCACCUCAACAUCGUGUACCUUAUCAGCCGCCGGCUCCAGCUCCUCUAGCUCCACCACAAAAACCAUCGUCCCAACAGAAGCCGCCGCCUAUCUCCCCGGCACCACCACCACCACCACACCUACAAAAUCAAGUGCAUCCAUCGAUGCUACCAGCUGGCUCGUAUUACGAUCUACCGCAUAAUAUGACUGGGGGACGUCCGAGAAUCUCACCGCCCAAGAAGUCGCCACCAAAAACAAAGCCUGCAGUUCCGGAAGUAGAUUUUGGUGGCACAUCCCCAAUCAUACCAUUGGACCCCAAUGAUGUGUCCCCGGAGGUCACAAGGAAUCUGUUGGCGCCACCGACGACGACUGGCACCACGUCAUCUGGAGGAGUCUCCCCACUGACCACCACACCGACAACCGGAUCCACAACUGGAGGUACAACUACUCCAGAAUCCGCCUCUACACCACUCACCACCGGAUCCAGCACCACCACGACUCCCCAGACUCCUGUGACACCAGGCACCUCUGACUCCUCGUUCACCAAACCGCUCACCAUCCCGUCAUCUGGAUCACCGAAAAACAAAAUCCCGUCGCCACCACCGAAGAACCUUCCCCUAUCGACGGAAGAUGACAAAGUGAAACAACACUUGCAAUACGGUGGCGAUGAUAUUGUGAGUCCAGUAGUGGCGUCGGAGCAGGAGCAACAACGGAAACAGGGAGCCGGAGGACGUGGAGAGUGGAAGUAUUACUAUACGAGUGCGGAUGAGGUGGAUGGGGGAGGAGUUUCGAACAGUUGCGUUGUCACCAAGUCGUCCACCAGUCACAACCGCCACCACCGCCGCUCUGUCACCGGCUCUUGGCUCUUUGACUCGACCGGCUCGAGCCGUUUUGACUCCGCCCUCUCGGGCUCUCCUGCUCCGAGAACCUACUCUACCGUAUCCAGCUCCAUCUUGAAAACCGACUCAUCCCAAUACAAGACUGCGUCGACCGAGUCGUACCCACAUGGAGCAUUCGCUUUUCAGUAG